Pundamilia nyererei is the source of this 6984-nucleotide messenger RNA. Its product is annotated as apolipoprotein B-100-like. Gene Ontology annotation, biological process: lipid transport. Bases 1 to 6984 code for a protein of 2327 amino acids. NCBI's taxonomy places the organism in Eukaryota, Metazoa, Chordata, Actinopteri, Cichliformes, Cichlidae. The transcript is spliced from 9 exons. Gene Ontology annotation, molecular function: lipid carrier activity. The record is from RefSeq and is a predicted model, not a curated record.
AUGAUCAUGUUUGCUCUGGACAUCGAGCCUACUAAAGAGGUCUCUGAGUACACAGCCAGUAUCACCUAUGGCGAAGAAAAGGACGGACGCCACAAGGUUAAUUCUGUGAAGAUGACCCUGAGAGCCGAAGGUGCUCAGCCUACUGAGGCUACAGUCACCAUGACAUACAACAGGAACAGAAAUGUCUUCAGCACUCAGAUCAACAUACCUGACUUUGAUGUUGAGGCGGGCGUCAAGCUCGGCAUGACAGAUAGCAACGCCAGAGGCAAAUCUAUUACCCUCGAGAUCUCCAACAAGAACGUGCCUCAACUCACUCUGACUGGCCGUGCCAAGCUUCAGGCUAUGACUGAUGGCAUGCUGCAGCUUCAGCUGUUAGUCCCCUCACUCAGGACAGAUGCCACAGUCACUGCUACCAUGAGCAAAGCCGACGGACUCACCAUGGAGAUCAGAAGUGAUGUCAAGCUCCCAGAGAUCUCCUCCAUUCAGGCAGUCACCUUCAAAUAUGGCGAAGAGCAGGCUGAGGUUCAGCUGAUGUCCAACAUGAAUGCUGAAACAAAAGUCCCAGUGCAUUACACUAAGGUCGUCCAGGCCUGGCUGAGGAAGACUGCAGAGGAUGUUAUGGACCAGCAGGUUAUCGAAACUGAUAUGAAACUACGACACAUCCUCAACAAAGGAAUUGAGGCCAGCAAUAUCUGGAUGGACAAAGUCUCAGCUGAUUGUCCCUAUAUGGCGAGACUGAGGAACAGCUUAGCUAUGAUGGAAAUGCCAUCUGUGCCUGAAAACCUGUUCAUGAACCUUGAAAGCACACUGAUAUACCAGUUCAACCAGGACCGUCUGACUAUCACCAUCCCAGUUCCUUUUGGGGGCAAAUCAUCUGAGGAGCUGAGGAUACCUCAAAUGGUCACCACUCCACACAUUUCCAUGCCGAAGUUGGGCAUAGAUUUUGCCUCACGAGGAAUCCAAAUCCCAACUUUUAACAUCCCAUCUGACUAUGAUCUCACCCUGCCUCUGAUGGGCAUGGUGGAAAUGGCUGCCAAGGUCGACACCAACUAUUAUAAGUGGGAGGCAACAGCGUCUGCUGGUAACAACACUGCAGAGUCUCCUAACUAUGUGGCCAAAUUCAACAUUGUGGCUGACAGUCCGAUCAAAUUCCUCUCAUUUUCAGCUGAGGGAGCAACCAAAAUCACUGACACAGAAGUGGAAACUAUGGAAUUCACUCUUGAUGGUUCCCUGAAACACAUGCUGAUCACCACAGGUUUUAAUGUUCAGGAAACCAUUGCAGUCACAGACAGUUUGAUGUCAACUGGCCGCUACAACGUGCAUGCUGUUGCCCCUGUGGGUCUGGACACCUCCCUGACUAUUACUACCCAGAUGACCCUUGACUCUAAAAAGUUUUUUGGAAAUGUUAACACAAAUGGAAGUGUCACUGUUGGACCCAUGACCGCUUCCACCACCUAUCUCUACACCUUCUCGGUCGACCCAGCGAAGAAAGAAGCAAUAAUGCAGAGUUCACUGAAUGUGAAGUCUGAAGACCUGAAGCUUGAAAACAAGAUGAAGGCAUCAUAUGCAGAGGAAGAGCUUCUGUUUGACUCUAACACUAAAGUGAACAGCGACCCCAUUGUGCACAACACCAAAAUUAACCUUAGGUACAAGGAUCUCAAGUUUACCAUCCAGUCCAGCUCUGAGACACAGGCUGACGAGAGGAUGCUUCGGAGCCAGAUAGAUUUUGCUGCCUCUAGAGGACAGGCCAGUCUCAGAAUAGAGAAUCUAGCCGAUGAUACAAGCAACCGUAUCUACUCACUGCUUACUGGUUCCCUUAAUCCCUCUGGCAUGGAGGUCAACACUGAGGCCUCCAUGAACAUCUUUUCAAGCAUCGCCUCUCACAAGGCCGCCUUUUCCCUGAACACCAAUGGCCUGACCACCAGCUGUACAACAACCGCCCAGCACAGUCCAUUCACAUUUGAGAAUAUUUUCCAUGGUACAGUUGACACUUCAAGUGCCACCAUGUCUCUCACAACAAAAGGAGGCAUUAAAGAAAACAAAGCAGAGCUCACCAUUGGAGGCAAGAUUGCAACCACAGAAGUCUACUUUAACAGCAACUUUGAGGCUAACCUCUUUGAUAUUAACAGCAGGAACAGAGUGAACUUCAGAGUGAAUGAAGAUGGCUUGACUCUCUCUAACAACAUGGUUGGCUCUUUCAAGGAGAUGAAGACUGAAAACACAAAUGCACUGUCUCUUACACUGAGAUCUUUUACCCUGCAGUCCAAGACUGACAACUUGCUUGACAGCAGCAACUCUUACAAGCAUGACAUCACAGUCAACAUGGGCCGUUGCGUCUCAGUUAUUGUGAAAAAUGACCUGAAGAUAAUGGAGGUUAGCUUCGUGAAUGAUGCCCAGUUCAAGGCAGAGCCCUACAACCUGGAGCUGACUGGAACAGUGAUGGGAGCUUUCUCAGAGGAAGAGCUCAGACACACCUAUGAAAUCAAGUUUAUUGACAUGGUCCUGUCUGCAAAGUAUAACACCAACGGUAAACUCCUGGGAACUCAAAUGACGCAUACCACUGAUAUCGAGGUUGCUGGCCUGACCAUGAAGUUCAACAAUGUGGCUAACUUCAACUCCCCAUCUCUUCAUCUGGACAGCAAAGUUGCAACUGUGGCUGCACCCUUCACCCUGAACAUUGAUUCCAUUUUCAAUUCAAAUGGCGCAGUGAAUCUGUAUGGAAAGCAGAGUGGCGAAUUAUACAGCAAAUUCCUCCUGAGAGCACAACCCAUGUUUUUCACACAGUCAUUUGAGUACAGAGCUUCAACCACACAUGAACUAGAAGGCAGACCAACCAUUACAACAAAUAUGGACAACAAGUUCAGCAGCAUGCUGAACCUCCAAGAGCAAAGUGUCGCACUGAAGGUGACAUCUAAAGUAAAUGAGCACGCCUUUGAACAGGAAAUGAGUGCCUACAACAAUGCAGAAAGAAUGGGUGUUGAAAUGGCAGGAGCAGUCUCCACUCUCCUCUUCAGUGAGUCCAGUCAAAAUUAUGCCAUCUCUGGAUUUGUGAAAUAUGACAAGAGCAGUGACAGUCACUCUCUCCAGAUCCCAUUUAUUGAGCAUCUGCCUGCAUUCAUUGAAAAGAUGAAGAGCACAGUGAUGGUACUGAUGGACAACAGCAUUGAGAUGCUAAAAGACAUCAACAACAGGUAUGAGAUCAGUGCCAAGUUCCAGCUCAAGGUGGCAGAACUAAAGGAGGCCAUUAACAACUUUGACUUCAACCUGUUUGUCCAAGACCUGAGAAAAUUCAUCAGCUCAAUGGAAAACUACAUCACCAACCUGACACCCAAGCUCCCAACUGAAAAAGUUAUGAACAUACUGAAAUCUAUCAAAGACACCAUAAUGAUUUGGAUGAAGAAACAUGACAUUGAGAACAAGUUCCAAGUGAUUUAUACCAAAAUUGAAGAGAUUCUCUCCAGCUUUGAAGUUGAAAAAACGAUUGGAGCCUUCAUGGAUGAGAUUGUUAAAAUGAUGAAGCAGUAUCAGGUCAGAGAAAAGAUUCAGCGUGCAUUUGAUGCUCUCAGGUCAAUUGACAUUCAGCCUGUGAUGAAAAACAUAAUGGUACCUGUUCAGGAGCUGUUGAAUGAGCUAUAUGCCUUUGACUUCAAACAGCUAAUUGAUGACAUGAGUGACUAUUUCAUCAGAAUGAUCCAGAAAGUAAGGUCCUUUGAUUAUGACACCCUCACCAUGGAGCUGAAAGAGAAAGUGGCAGAAAUGAGCAAGAUCCCCUGUUUUGGAAAACUUUAUGGAGAGUUCAAAGUUAUUUCACCUCAUUAUAAACUCACAACCACUGCUGACCUGGAGAACACCACAACAAUUUCUGAUACACCAGAGUUCAAAAUGAACCUCAUCUCAAAGACUACAUCUACUUUGCGAAUCCUUGACUUCACUGUGGAAGCCAGUGCACAUUUAUCUGUGCCCAAGAUGAGUCAUGUGACCAUCUCUGAGCUCAUCAAGGUUGAUCAGUCGUCUUUUGAACUUGACCACAAGGGUCAAAUGACCUUCUAUGGUCUGACAGCUGAAGCUUCUGCUGAUACUAUUGCAGCAGCAAAAACUGAGCUCUACUCUGCAACCCUUGUUAACAAUGCAGUCUUCAACAUGGAAAAUGGAAUUUCAACCACCGUAGUCACUACGUACGUACAUGGCAUCAACAUGCCUGCCCUUAACAUCUUUAGUGAAAUGGAGAUUAAAGAAAAUGUAGUUUUCCUGCUUAAAGAUGGCUCCAUCCAACUGACCUUUAACAAUGUGGCCAGAGAAAAAUAUGCAAUUCGGGACUUCUCAGAUGAGGCACGCCACAAGAGCGACUUGUCAGUGGUCAUGGAUUUCCAUAAAGCCAAAGUGAGUUUCACUGGAACAACAGACAGCAACUUUGUGAAAACGAAUCAGAAUGUUGGUGCUGAAAUAUGCAUUUUCAGCCACGUAGUUGUUGAUGCCAAGGCUGAGACUGAAACACCUUUCAUUAAAAACAGCGUUGCAGAACUCAAGUUCGAGGCAAAGGUUGAAGACAUGAAAAUUGAUUUCUCUGCCUCUCACAGUGCACAGCUGGUUGGUCAGGUUGAAGGAACUCUCUCAAACUCAGCCCUUGCUCUGGUCACACCUAAUGAGCUUAAGCUUGAUACCAAGAACACAGCAAAUACCAAAAUUGCCCUUCCAUUAAAGCUGUCUGGAAAGAUAGAUCUCCAGAAUGACAUUGCUUUCACCCUGAACACCGAAGUGCAGCAGGCUAGUUGGACAGGUCUGGCUAGAUUCAACCAGUACAAAUACUCCCAUUACUUUGCUGUGGACAACAGAGAAACAGAAAUUAACCUGUAUUCCCAAAUCAAAGGAGAUGCCAAUCUUGAUGUAUUGAAGCAGCCUAUCACCAUUCCUGAAAUUACCUUGCCAUUUGUUGACAUGAAGACACCAAAAGUGGAGGACUACUCACUGUGGGAAGACACUGGUCUGGGCAAUCUACUAAUCACAACAGAGCAAACAUUUGAUAUGAGCUCCAAGCUGAAGUACACUAAGAACCAUGAGUUGAUCGCCAUUAACAUCAAUAUGGAUCCAGUCAUCAAUGCGUUUAACACCAAUUUCAAGACACUGCACAAGAAAAUGAUGAAUGGCAAGGAUAAGGCUGCUGCCAUACUCGCUACAUCAUAUGACAAAGCAAAGGAAGAGUAUGAAAAAUAUAGCACUGAGUUGCCUAAAACUAUUACUGUCCCUGCCUAUAAGGUUCCCAUGAUGAACAUUGAGACAUCAACAUUCACAAUUCCCCUGCCUGACUUCACCCUCAUCACAAUGCCCACUCUGCGUGUGCCCUCUGCCCUGCGCAAGGUAACUCUUCCAAAAAUCACCCUGCCCAAAAUUCAGAGCAUCAAGAUCCCAGUUAUGGGUGAUAUGACCUAUGAGAUCUCCAUGAAGACACCAAUGAUCACUCUCAAGACUAACGCAAGCAUCCUAAAGCAGGACAGCAUCGCCAUCAAACUAGAUGCUUCUUCAACAUCUGAAUUUGAGAUCCUGAAUGGAAUGAUUGAGGGCAACACCAAUGUGAACGUGAUGGGUGGAUUUAAAAUGGCCUCUCUCCUCAAUGUGAAACAUUCAAUGCUAGAGGGACAUCAUGACAGCACCAUCUUCUUAACUACUGAAAAUGUAGCUAUCGCCAUCACAAACACAGCAAAGGUCAACAUUCUUGACCUGACCAUGGAAAUCUAUGAGGAGAUUACUGGAAAUCCAGAAGAAGGCCUUAUUGUCACAGUUUCCAAUCCAUCUGCAGGACUCAUUGCAGUUCAGAUGCAGGCUAAGCGACCGGCACAAGUGAAAGCAAGACUCUAUGGUCGUUACCCGUCUGAGCCAUCCACAGACAUUGAUAUCUUGGGUCUGAAGAUGUCUGUGAUCAACUCUGAGAAGCUGAACCUUCAAACAACCUGGAAUAUGGAAAUACCAUACGAGAUGAUGCUCGGAGCGAAGAAACAGGUGCCUGCGGUCAUGGAAAUAGUGUCUGAAUCUGCUGUCAUAACAUACAAGGCGGUCAACAAACAAGUUAGAAGACUCGAAGGUUCCUUUGCACAGGCUAAAAAGCAGGGUAAUGUGAUGUUCAAGAGGGCUAUUAACAGUCUUGAAUCAGUAAAAUCUUGCAAGAUUGUGACCACUGUCACAGAUAAUACUGUUUUAAUCCUCAAAAACUACCAGAAGAAAGUUGAAAAGUUCCUUGAUGCUGUUGUUAAAUUUCUGAGAGAGACUAGGUUCCAGAUUCCUGGCCAUAAAGAGAAGCUGUCUGGGCUUGAGGUCUAUCAGAAAUGUACUGCUUUUGUUGCUGAUGUAUCUGAAGAAGCAAUCCAUAAGAUUCCAGAGUACCUUUCUUCCAUGUUUGCAACGGCACUUGAUUAUUUCCAAGCCACUGAAUUCACCUUCCCAGGUUCUAAUCGCAUCGUCAGUGGAAAGGAAAUUCUUGACGAUAUGUUGGUAGCUUUAAAGAAAAUCCAGGACCAAGUGGUUGUUACUGUGAGAAAAUUUAGAGAUAUCCGGCUGGAGGACAUUGUAAAGAAAUUAUCAGCAAUCAUGCAGUUUACCAUCCAACAGAGUGAGAAGCUUCUCCAAACUCUGAAAUCCCAGAAUCUGGAGACACUUUCUGACUUUGUGAGUACUGCAUACAACGAUGCCAUGAACUCUCCUGUUCUGGCUGGCGUUAUCAAGCCGGUUGAAGAGGUCUGCAGAGUUGUAAUGGAAUAUCUAAAAGCUGUGACUGCUAAACUCCAAAAUAUUUUGGCUGACAUAUCUAGUAAACAACUCACAGCUGACAUCCAGUCCUGGAUUAAUUCAAUGGUGAAAGGCAUUAAUACUCUGCACAACAAUGCCAUUACAUCCCUGAAGGAAAAAAGCAAAAAUGUUGAAAAAUAUGUUAGAGUAAGUGACCAAAAAGUAGAGGUUGACAUCCCUUUGCCAUUUGUUGCCAAAUUCAACUAA